Messenger RNA from Gossypium raimondii (Peruvian cotton), 1527 nucleotides. RefSeq lists its product as uncharacterized. Lineage: Eukaryota; Viridiplantae; Streptophyta; Magnoliopsida; Malvales; Malvaceae. The record is from RefSeq and is a predicted model, not a curated record. Bases 150 to 1208 code for a protein of 352 amino acids. The transcript is spliced from 4 exons.
UCGCAUUUGAAAAACAUUUUCUUGUCACUUCUAGAGAGAGAGAAAGGGAGGGAGGGAGGCAAUAGUGACAGAGUGAAGCAUUUCUUAGAUGAUGCAACUGACCAAGUUUCAGCGGAAACCCUAAUUUUCUUGAAUGAGGUCAUAUUUGGAUGGUACAGAGUUAUCCCCUCUUACCCCUCACUUGUAAGAUGAAUACAAGAGGCGGUCAAGUAUCUAAGGGUCAGAAGUCAAACAAAUUUCAGGGUGGGGGACCAAAUUGGAUUCUUAUUGCUGGUGGUGCCUUGUUAAGUACCUUAUCAAUCCGCUUUGGUUGCAAGCUGAAGCAGGCACUUGACACAAAGCAACAGUACGAUGCUACUACUAGCUUGAAAGGGAACGGAACUUCAGACAGGAGGAGACCAUCAGGUUGUCGUUUACAGUUAAAUAUGUAUUCCUUUAGCCAAGACCAUGAUGCUUGUUUCAACUGCAUGUCAGGAUCUGGAAGCAUAGGGGAGAAGCACCCACCAAAUGGUCAGAUGCCCGAAUCUGAAAUUGCUUUACCUCUGGUGACAGUUCCUUCGACUGAUUUUAACAAGGAUAAUGGUGUCAUGUGGGCUUCAUCUCCCGAUCGCCUUGAGUUGCCCCCAAAACCAUUCCAUCAUUCUAACUGCUCCGACUCGCCGUGUGUCUCAGAGUCUGGCUCUGACAUAUUUAGCAAGCGGGAAGUGAUACAGAAACUAAGGCAACAGCUGAAGAGAAGAGAUGAUAUGAUACUGGAGAUGCAGGAUCAGAUUGUGGAACUGCAGAAUUCACUGAACGCUCAGGUGGCGAACUCAACUCAUUUACAGUCACAGCUGGAAGCAGCAAAUAGAGAAUUGUUUGACUCCGAGAUGGAAAUCCGAAGGCUGAGGAAGGCAAUCGCAGAUCAUUGUUUAGGACAUGUUGGCACAAAUGAGAAGACUUCAAAUGCUACAGCUUGGCCUUAUGACAUAAGAAAUGGACAUGGCAAUGGGUACGUUGAUGGAGAAAGCAACUUGGAAUCCCCUGAGAAGGGAAGGGGAGAUGGGGAGAGAAUUGAGAUGCUGAAAAGAGAAGUAGGAGAGUUAAAGGAGGUGAUAGAAGGAAAAGAGUACCUAUUGCAGAGCUACAAGGAGCAGAAGAUGGAGCUCUCCAUGAAGAUCAAGGAGUUGCAACUGAGAUUGGAUUCCCAGCUUCCCAAUAUUUUGUAGGUAAUGCUUAGGUUUUUGUGCAUUCUUGCUUGUCUUCCCAUGUUUCUUUCUUUGAUUUGAGGAUAAAAAAAAGUAUAGUAUAUGCCUCUUUUUCUCAUUUCUUUCCCACUAUCUUUUGGGCUUAAGAUUCAUGUUAGAUAUAUAUGUUCUUUGCAUGUGCAUCUCUAUGUAUGAGAAUAAGAUGUGUAAGAGAGAAAGAGGGAAAAGCACAGUACUAGGCACCAUUAUAGUGGUUUUGUUAAAUUUUAACGUUUUUCUUGCUUGACCACUGCCUCCUUUCUUGUAGAAAUCUUAAACCAAGUGCUCUUUUCCUUUUCUA